This is a messenger RNA of Thecamonas trahens ATCC 50062, 285 nucleotides long. RefSeq lists its product as uncharacterized. The coding region runs from base 1 to 285 and encodes 94 amino acids. Lineage: Eukaryota; Apusomonadida; Apusomonadidae. The transcript has 2 exons. The record is from RefSeq and is a predicted model, not a curated record.
AUGCUGGCCGGCAAGCUCGUCCGUCGCAAAAAGAUCCACAACUUCCUCACGCUCUCCCGUCCGGCCGAUGUGUUCAACUCUGUUAUGCUCAACUUCCCGGUUGUCGGGGUCGUCAACGACAACCACCGCACCGUCCGCGCCUGCCACUCCUCCGGAUCGGCACCGUACGGCACCUCGCGCACCUCGCCCAUGCUCCCAGCGUCGGCCGGUAACCUGGAAGUCCAGCAUCAUCGAGUUGGCCACUUUGAGACGCGCGACAACGCGUCCGAACGCCCGUCCCGCUAA